Molecule: messenger RNA, 656 nt
Organism: Cotesia glomerata
Lineage: Eukaryota; Metazoa; Arthropoda; Insecta; Hymenoptera; Braconidae
Product: phospholipase A2-like
Exons: 4
Coding region: 108-656 (182 amino acids)
Biological process (GO): arachidonate secretion; phospholipid metabolic process
Source: RefSeq, a predicted model, not a curated record
CUCUAGGAGUACUUGGAGCAAUCAUAAUAAUUAUUUUUCAAAAAAAUAUAUCAAUUGAAGCAAAUUUAAAUAUCACUGAAGAAAAACAGAGAACAUACAAAUCUUUUAUGGAAAUAAUUAUUAAAAAUAUUGGAUCAACUAUGGAAUCGAGUAACAAAACUUUUAUUGGCAAGUCAUUUUCAGAAAUUUUAGAUAAAUUUGAAGAAGAAGUUCAUGUAAUUUUUCCAGGUUUGUUAGUUUAUUUUAUGGGAACAAAAUGGUGCGGACCUGGAAAUAUUGCUUCAGAUUAUGAUGAUCUUGGUGUAUUUAAUGACACUGAUAGUUGCUGUCGGACUCAUGAUAGUUGCGCGAAGAAUAUUCUAGCUGGAGAAACUUUAGGACCUUUAAUUAAUGAUGGAAUUUUUACGAGAUCAGCAUGUUCAUGUGACCAAAAAUUUUAUUGCUGUUUAAAAAAAGCCAAGUCUCUCCUUGCUACAAGUAUCGGUGAAACUUACUUUAAUGUAAUUCAGCCUCAAUGUUUUGCAUUAGAUUAUCCAAUAGAAUCAUGCGCAGAGUAUCAAAAAAUCGUUGGAAAUUUUGGAAAAAAAUGUAUUAAAUAUAAUUUUGAUACAUCUAAGCCCAAAAAAUUACAAUGGUUUGAUACUAAACAUUUUUAA